AUGGACAAAAUACCAGAUACUGCCCAGCAUUUUAUAGAGUGUGACAACAAGUUAUGCAGAAACUACUCUGAAUUUUACUGCAAUACCUGUUAUCAGAGAAUGUGCGGCUUGUGCAGAGAGAUACAUCUAAAGGAAAUGACUAAUAGAAAGCAUCAUGUAGUUUCUUUUCUUGAGAGAAAGAGAAAACGUCCCUCAGAAAAUUGUCAGAUCCACAUCAAUGCAGAUUUAAAUGUCUAUUGUGACGGUUGUCAGAUUCCUGUUUGUCCUGCAUGCUUUGCCCGAGAACACAGUGAUCAUGAAAAGAGUGACAUUGAAACUGUUUACAAUAACAUUCUACUGCAAUGUCAGAAGGAACAUACUAAUAUUUUGAGAACGGUUAUUCCUAAUGCUGAAAAACAUCGUGACUCCUUUUGUGAAAGAGAAGAAAAUGCCAAGCAAGAAAUUUUAAAGUUGAGGUUAUGCAUGAAAAAGAGAGCCGACGCAUUGAAGAAAGCCGCAUACUCAAUACUGGCUGUCAGUAAUGAAGAGUUGGACAAAAUUGAAAAAUCUAUUUUACAAGAUCUGAAAAAACAACAGAAGAAUACAGAUGAUUACAUUGAUGACCUGCAAAAAAUAGUUAUAGACUAUGAGAGUAAAAUGUCAUCAAUAAAACUCACUGAACUGAUAGAAUUCCACACAAAUAUGUCAAUAGUUAAGCUGAAGAUGCCUAAGCUCACACCGAUAUCACUUCCAGUGUUCAUUCCGGGUACAAUUAACAAAGAAGAAUUAGCCAAACAGUUCGGUGAAGUAAAAAAAGAAUCAUUUGAAGAAAAGCUUAGUAAAACGGCCAUGAAACUUUCCACUUCUUUCACAAUAGCAGUAGAAGUUGCUCUCCCUAAAUUAAGUGAGAUUUGUCAUUUAUCUUCCAUGACUUCUAAUAAAUUUUGGGCCAGUGAUUACAGAGGAAACCUUAUUGAGUCUGACUUGAAAGGAAAAAUCUCACAAAAAAUAAAGAUCAACACAUGUGGUGUCCCAGGUAAUCACGCAGUCACAAAAGAAAGAAAACUAAUUUACACAGAUACACUAAAAAGAGCCGUCUACAGAGCGAGCAGUGGCAUGGUAAAUGAAAAGAUAAUAAGCACAGGGAACUGGGUACCAGAAGCUAUCUACUCCUCUCAUAUCAAUGGACAUAUAUUGGUGGGGAUGAGAAGACAAGAACACAAAAGAAUCACUCGGUACAAUGAGGAAGGGAGGAAGCUCCUAGAUAUUCAGAUGGAUACUAAAGGUCAAAGGCUAUACCAGGGUAUAUAUUACAUAACAGAGAAUAUAAAUGGUGACAUUUGUACAUCAGACAACGGAAAGGUGGUGGUUGUGACCAGAUUGGGAGACUACAGAUUCACUUACUCUGGUCACCAGUCUCAGUCUAGAUUCGAUCCAUAUGGAAUUUGCACAGAUAUCCUUGGGCAUAUCAUAGUGUGUAAUGGUUCUGAUUAUUCUAACGAGAAUCACUCCAGUGUCCACCUGUUGGACCACAAUGGUCAGUUCAUUUCUUUUCUACUCACACCAGAUCAAUGUCCGUACAAACCUUGUGCUCUUUGUGUUGAUGAUCAACAUAAUCUCUGGGUUGGAUAUUGGAGAAGUUCCACUGCCACUGUGUACAAAUAUCUCCGUAACACAAACAAAUAA
Molecule: messenger RNA, 1665 nt
Organism: Saccostrea echinata
Lineage: Eukaryota; Metazoa; Mollusca; Bivalvia; Ostreida; Ostreidae
Exons: 1
Coding region: 1-1665 (554 amino acids)
Biological process (GO): positive regulation of DNA-templated transcription
Cellular component (GO): nucleoplasm; chromatin
Molecular function (GO): zinc ion binding; ubiquitin-protein transferase activity
Source: RefSeq, a predicted model, not a curated record